AUGGCCAUCGAAAACAGCGGUACCGCCACCCCGGGUGCAAGCAAUACCAUUCAACGACUUCCAUCUCCUCCCUUCAUCCACGUUCCUGGCCUCACCAAUCUCAGAGAUGCAGGAGGCUGUACUCUUGAGAACAUCCCCGGAAAGGCCGUCCGACGCGGCAUUCUGUUCCGUUCUGCUGCGGACCCAUGCAAACUUGAUGCCACUGGUGUGGCCAUGCUUCUUCGGUUAGGCAUCACGCAUGUGUUCGACCUCCGAUCAGUCAUUGAGCUUGGUCGCUCUGGAAUUCAGGGUCACGGGGUCAGCGGGGACCAAGGGCAAGUUCAUGAUGAUCAGGCUAUGUGUGGCACUGGCAUCAAGAGGCUGUUUGUUCCUGUCUUUCUGGACAAGGACUACUCUCCUGAGGCUCUUGCAGAGAGAUUUGGGCACUAUAGUGACGGACCAGAGGGUUUUAUGAAAGCCUAUGCUACCAUUCUUGCUGCUGCUGCCGAUCCAAAUCAUCCGUAUGCCCCAUUCCGAACCAUUCUUGAGCAUCUUGCUUCACGAACUGCCCCCACUCCUGUCCUGAUCCAUUGCACUGCAGGCAAAGACAGGACGGGUGUGAUCAUUGCGCUCAUUCUGGCCCUCUGCCAUGUCUCAGACGAGACUAUUGCGGAUGAAUACAGCCUCACUGAGAUUGGUCUCGCCUCACGAAAGGAGGAGAUCAUCCAGCGCCUUAUCCGCCCUGGAGAGGCACUGGAAGGGGACAGAGAAAAGGCAGAGAGGAUGGUGAGCGCCAGGAAAGAGAACAUGCUACUCACGCUGCGUAUGAUCCGCGAGAAGUACGGCUCCGUUGAGAAAUACGUGACUGAGCACCUUGGCAUCUCUCGAGAGAGUGUCGAGCAGAUCCGGCGGAAUCUGAUUGUCGAUGUCGAGGAAUCAAGCAGCGAUAAAAAGGAGCGGGAACAACGGCCUUUGCUAUAG
Molecule: messenger RNA, 960 nt
Organism: Thermochaetoides thermophila DSM 1495
Lineage: Eukaryota; Fungi; Ascomycota; Sordariomycetes; Sordariales; Chaetomiaceae
Exons: 4
Coding region: 1-960 (319 amino acids)
Biological process (GO): dephosphorylation
Molecular function (GO): phosphoprotein phosphatase activity
Source: RefSeq, a predicted model, not a curated record